Corylus avellana is the source of this 1473-nucleotide messenger RNA. Lineage: Eukaryota; Viridiplantae; Streptophyta; Magnoliopsida; Fagales; Betulaceae. The record is from RefSeq and is a predicted model, not a curated record.
AUGACUCACAUUCCGUCAUUACACACACCAAAAAAGCCUCAUGCCAUCUUCAUCCCCUACCCGCUGCAAGGCCACGUGAUCCCAUCCGUUCACCUAGCCAUCAAGCUCGCAUCAAGAGGCUUCGCCAUCACCUUCAUCAACACCCACUCCAUCCACCACCAGACCGCCAAAGCCUAACCCGACACCACCGCCGUCGGCGACGAUGACAUGUUCUCCGCCGUCCGCCAAUCAGGCCUCGACAUACGCUACACCACCGUGUCCGACGGCCUUCCCCUCGACUUCGACCGCUCCCUCAACCACGACCAGUUCAUGGCCGCCUUGUUGCACGUGUUUUCAGCACAUGUGGAUGAGGUGGUGGGGAAGAUGGUCAGCUCCGCGCAGCCACGAAUCACUUGUUUGAUUGCCGAUACUUUCUUUGUGUGGCCUUCAGAGAUUGCAAAGAAGUUCGGGUUGUCUUACGUUUCUUUCUGGACAGAGCCUGCUUUGGUGUUUACCUUGUAUUAUCAUCUCGACCUUCUUCGGAAGAAUGGUCAUUUUGCUUGUCAGGAUAUUGGAAAGAACACCAUAGAUUACAUACCGGGCGUCCGAGCUAUUGAACCAAAGGACAUGAUGUCGUAUCUUCAAGAAACCGAUACAUCAUCGGUGUGUCAUCAAAUCAUAUUCAAGGCGUUUCAGGAUGCUAGGGGUGCUGAUUUCGUUCUAUGUAACUCGGUGGAAGAGCUUGAAUCCGAGACAAUAUCAGCCCUACGUGAAGAAAUGCCAUUCUUUGCCGUCGGUCCCAUUUUCCCAUCUGGGUUCACCAAGAGCUGCGUGCCCACCAGCCUGUGGUCCGAGUUGGACGGCAACCAAUGGCUCAAUAAUAAGCCCCACGGCUCAGUCUUGUACAUCUCAUUCGGUAGCUAUGCCCACACUACAAAAAGGGACCUCGUAGAAAUAGUUAAUGGGCUUUCACUUAGCAAAGUCAACUUUGUUUGGGUGCUCCGGCCAGAUAUUGUGAGCUCUGUGGAUGCUGAUCCGUUGCCCGUCGGAUUUAGAGAGGACAUCGGUGACCGUGGGAUGCUCAUGCCUUGGUGCUGUCAGAUUGAAGUGUUGGCCCACCCAGCGAUCGGAGGGUUCCUAACCCAUUGUGGGUGGAACUCAAUAUUAGAAAGUAUUUGGUGUAUAAUUCCAUUGUUAUGUUUCCCUUUGCUAACCGAUCAAUUCACUAAUCGAAAAUUAGUUGUUGAGGAUUGGAAUAUUGGGAUUAACUUAAGCAAUGAAAUGUUGAACAGUAAGGAGAACGUUUCAUUGAAUAUUAACCGUUUGAUGGGUGGAAAAUCAGGGGAUGAGUAUAGGAAAGCAAUCAGCCAGGCGAGGCAGAUAUUGGAAAAUGCGUUGACGCCAAACGGAACAUCAGAAAAGAAUCUGGACCAGUUCAUGAAAGAUCUAACGGCUAGGAUACAAGGAAGAGCUGAAAUGGUACAUAUUCAUUGA